Cyprinodon variegatus (sheepshead minnow) is the source of this 1833-nucleotide messenger RNA. RefSeq lists its product as uncharacterized. The transcript is spliced from 2 exons. The coding region runs from base 33 to 1604 and encodes 523 amino acids. The record is from RefSeq and is a predicted model, not a curated record. NCBI's taxonomy places the organism in Eukaryota, Metazoa, Chordata, Actinopteri, Cyprinodontiformes, Cyprinodontidae.
CUUCCACUGGACCGGAUCAGAACCUCCUGGCCAUGGCGUCCUCCGGCCUCCUUUUGCUGCUGUUGGUGUCGUCUUCCUUCCUGGUCUGCAGCCUGAGCGCCCCUCAGCCCUCCGACCUGCAGGAAACCCACGCUCUGCAGAAGAGAGGCCAGAUCGCAAAGACAACCAAGACAGCAGCAGAAUACCUUCUGAUGAUUGCAACUUCAGCAAAACCCUUUAUUGGUCUGAUACCAGAGGCUGGGGGUUAUUUAACUGCUAUUAUUGAUUUUGCAAAUGAUGUUUCUGGAAACAGUCCAGAAAGCAAGCUUCUAAAUUUUCUUGAGAAGGAAUUUGCCAAUCUAAACUUAAAGAUUGAUGAAAACCAGAAGCAACUGAAAUGGCACAUUUGGGCAAGUAGUAAUUAUGGGAAACUGCAGGGAAAAAUAACUGAUGGAUAUAAUAAACUACAGGAGUUGUUGAAAGAUUGUAAAAAGCCGUGUCUUAAAACUCUGAAGGAUCAAGGCAAAGAACCAGUAAUACAACAGUACUUUGGUAAGGCUGAAAAGUAUGUAGAUAGCCUGCAUGGACUUGUAAUAAAAUCAGGUAGCCACCUUGCUGACUAUGAAAAGCUUUUAACAGAUCAUGUCAGAUGUAAUGAAAAAAGCAUCAAAGCCUUCGCUGCCAUUAAUGCAGCCCUCAUGCAUGAGGCCAUCACCAUGACCCAUUUCUAUUACCGCUUUAAAAAUAUCAAAGAUGCAAAUCUUGAAGACAGACUGGCUAAGAAAGCACGAGAAAUAUCUGAAGCUAUGUUCAAAAUUCAAGUAAACUGCAUGUCAGACCCAGAUCCUUAUGUUAAACUGAAUGUUGAGGAACGCAUUGAUGAUUCACAGGACCGCAAAGUUCUGGCAGAAAAUAUCAGGAAGUAUUUAGAUACGAUUUAUUAUCGCUAUGACUGGAUUGUCGUUGCCUUUCUGAAAGAUGAUGAAGAGCAUAAAAAUAGGUUCAAUAAAUGGAGAAAAAAACACUUUCUGACAGGAUUUAGUGAAACGAGCAAAGGAAAAACCAGCGUGGCUUUUGCCAAACAGGCUAAAGGGAACCAUAAGAAAACAACCGAGGUAACAGAUGUCCUCAAAAAAUGCUAUAAUAAAGUAGUGAGCUGUGAUAAAGUUACAAGAACAUUAGAGAGCUGUAAAGAGCAGGUGGGUAAUGCUAAAUUAAAGGACACGUACUCAGUCAUCCAUGCUUACUUUAAAAAACACAGCCAUAAACAUGAGAGUGUUCUUUCUCUAGAUGCAGCUGAAGCUCCUUCAGCAGACGAGUUUAAUCCUGACGUGGAUCAGCCAAUCCCUUACACUUAUACAGGGAAAUGCAGCUUCAAUAUAGUUGGAAAACUUGAUGGUCCUACCAGUGGAAAGUUCAGAGUUCUGAUUAAAAGUGAUGAAGAGCGGAUGAAGGUGGAUCCCUGUAAGAAUGUUGACUGUGGUGAAAAGGAAAAGAGAGGAAAGUGUGUGGAGGUGAAAAGCGCCCGCAUCGGACUGUGUGAAUGUCACGAAAAAUAUUAUGGGGAGAGAUGUGAGGAGAGUCUGGAGGACUACAAGAAAAGCUUGGCUAGUAUAGAAAUAUAAUUUGCAUUAUAGAACAAGAACUACAAGAAAACCAUAAAUGAACUCCUCUGAUAUCCCAAUAGUCCAUGUUUCACUUUAAAACAGGCAUCCUGAAGGAGUUUUAGAGGUUUCCCUGCUUUAUCACAGCCGGUUCUGAUUAUUGCUGUUCAGUUAAAAUCAGCUGUGCUGAAGCAGGAAACCUCUAAAAUAUGCAGCCCAAGAUGACCGACUUUGGGGAUUCCUGGGUUAC